Molecule: messenger RNA, 2560 nt
Organism: Betta splendens (Siamese fighting fish)
Lineage: Eukaryota; Metazoa; Chordata; Actinopteri; Anabantiformes; Osphronemidae
Product: homeobox protein NOBOX-like
Exons: 9
Coding region: 118-2379 (753 amino acids)
Biological process (GO): regulation of transcription by RNA polymerase II
Molecular function (GO): DNA-binding transcription factor activity, RNA polymerase II-specific; RNA polymerase II cis-regulatory region sequence-specific DNA binding
Source: RefSeq, a predicted model, not a curated record
GUUCUGACCCGUUCUGGCCUCUGAUUGGCUGUUUCGCUUUCAUUUUUUUCCGUCACUUUGCAGCGAGACGUAAUCAAUCCACAACCUCAUUAGCGUCCGUGCGCGUGUCCAUUCGCUAUGGACGAAGACUGUGGUGCAGCCGAAGAUUUUGACUGUCCAAGCCUUCUGUGCGACGAACUAGAUUUGGAAACAAAGAAUGAUCAAGGGAGGAGGAGAGAAGAGCAGGAAGAAGUGUUUAAUGAGAGGGAGGAUGGAGAGCGAGGAGAGGAGGAGGGGGAGAAAGAAAGUGAGGUGUCAGGAAAGGAAACGAUGGUGACAGAGAGAGAGGAGGAGGAGGCGAAGCCAGAGAGUAGGCUGGACGUGGAGGAGGAACAGGAGGUGCAGAUGGAAGACAAGGAGCCCGUGAAGGAAACCAUGGCUGACGAGCCACACAGUAAAGUAACAAAACGGGUAGAGGAGCCUAGGAAGGGAAGAAGGAGGCGAGGUAGGAAACCAAGUGAACGAGGGAGGAGGAGAGGAGUGAAGGCAGGCAGUGAGAAGCCUGAGCAGCAGCAGCAGCAGAUGCAGGAGGUGGAUGUGAUGAACCCAGAGGAGCCUUUGAUUCUGUCAGAGCCUCCGUUUGGGCUCAUGAACGGCGAGGACUUGUCCGACCCCGUGUACGUGGGCUGUGUUGGGCCGGGGGCGUACGGGCCCCUGCUGUGCCCGUCGCAGCCGCCGAUCCCCAUUCAGCCGGCGCCUCCUCAGCCUCACGGGACCAAGAGGCCGCACAGCCCCCCGCCGCCCCACAGCCUCCCCCAGCCGGCCCCGGGGCCCCGCGAGAUGGAGAUCACGCAGGUUUACUCCACCCGGCGCUCCAUUCGUUACAGCAGCAGGGGCCGGGGCCGCGGCCUUGCCUUCCCUCUGCUACCAGGGAUGGAGAGCGUGGACAGCUGCCUGCUGCCGCCUGCGCCCAGGAAGAAGGCGCGGACGCUCUACAGCACCGAUCAGCUGGAGCAUCUAGAGGCCCUGUUCCAGGAGGAUCACUACCCCGAUGCCGAGAAGAGGAAAGCGAUCGCUGCUUCAGUCGGUGUGACGCCUCAGAGGAUAAUGGUCUGGUUUCAGAACCGCAGGGCUAAGUGGAGGAAAGUGGAGCGCUCCAUGGCCGCGAAGGCCGAACACGGACAGAGUAGGUGCAGCAGCAGCAGCAGCCCCCCGCACCUCCAGAUCAACCCCCUCCUGCCCACUCUGGCAGCUAAUAGUAAGGGAGCGCCGUGUUUUUCCACUAACUUGCCUGCAAAGCUGCCCCCGCUGGCUCUCGCAGCACCAGCUUUCCCCACCUUGUCCAACCAGACCCCACCCUCCUACAACAACCUGCUGGCCACCCUCAGCAGCCCAAGUCAGUCCAGGGGGAAGGAGGGGGGCCAGCACCAGCUUUCAUCUCAGGGGGGGUUGACAGAGUAUCACCCUCGGCCCAUGCACAGUCCUCCCCCCCUGCGGAGAGCCAGCCUCCCCCUUUUCACGGCCCCGUACGGCGCCUCCAACCCCUCUGCGCCUCUGCUUAGCACCCCGGCCGCCGCCGCGCCUCUGUUCCUGGAUGCUCUGGAGGGCGGCUCCACCUUGACCCAUCGCGACACGCAGCCACUUCAGACUGACACCAGUCCUUUGUUUGACUUUGGUGAGAAGCUCGACUAUCUGACGUCCAGCCAGCAGAACAACACGUACCAGCUUCAGACCUCCUACUCCACGAACCAGCCCCAGCUCCAAACCACAGCAUCCCUCACCCGCAUGGCUUACCUCACCCCCUCCCCCUACCUCACCAACCCCUCAGAUUCCAACCCCACCUCCUACCUGACCUUUGGGCCUGGAGGAAACUCCACUGGGGUGGUGACGUACUCUGGAGUCGGUCACCAGUGGAGCAGGUCUCAGAAUGCUGGGCAAAUACUGGUGCAGUCCACUGGUCCUCAUGGUGGGAUCACUGCGUACCAGUCGUACCCAUGGGGUAACAUGUACAAUCAACAGACCAUGCACCAGCGUGCACAGUGUCCUCCAACGUACCCUGUUGGCAUGGGGGCAGCUCGAGACCACCAGUCGGCCUCCUCCACUCUACCUCCCCCCACCUUCUUUCCCCGCGGGGACCACGGGCUCUCGCGGUCGACCCACAGCCACACACAAGCGACCACAAGCAGCGGCGCCACCGUCCUCCCGCCUGUGUCCACGCUGCGGCACCCUCACCUCAGAGCGGAGAGUCCUCCGGCCAAGGUUGCAUCCCUGUUGCCCUGUCAGGUCAGCCCUGCCUCCCCAGACAGGUUUCCAGUUCCCCCAUGUGUGAAGAUUGAGUAUGACAGCCCCAGAGAGAUUCACAGCCACUUCCACUGUGACUUCUCGUCUAUACAUUUUUGACUAAAUGUAUCUGAGCAUGUGUGUUUGCAGCUUCUGUGUAAAGGUUUCCUGUUCAUGUCUGUGUUUUGGUAAUUUGUGUUUUGUAGUGUGUCUUAGAGUGUUUUCAGAGUUAGUAUUUAUGUAAGCAGACAUAGUGGGGUUGUAUUUAACUGGGCUAAAAUAAAUGCUCAUUGUUCUGUUA